AUGGUUUUUGCUCACAGAAUGGAUAACAGCAAGUCACCUUUGGUUGUUCCUACACUGCUGGUGCCUCUUCACAACCACAGCUGCGCAGAGACGGCCGCCCCUCUGCCGAGCCAAGACCUGACGGAGCUCUCCCCAGAGCACAGCUGGAGGAGCAACAGAACAGAUCCACAGUAUGGACCGAACCCUGGGGAAGUGGCCACAGCCAGCAUCUUCUUCGGGGCCCUGUGGUUGUUUUCUAUCUUUGGCAAUUCCCUCGUGUGUCUCGUCAUCCACCGCAGCAGGAGGACUCAGUCCACCACCAAUUACUUUGUGGUCUCCCUGGCAUGUGCUGACCUUCUGGUCAGCGUGGCCAGCAUGCCUUUUGUCCUGCUGCAGUUCUCCACUGGCCGCUGGACCCUGGGCAGCGCCAUGUGCAGGGCCGUGCGCUACUUUCAGUAUCUCACCCCGGGUGUCCAGAUCUACGUGCUCCUGUCCAUCUGCAUAGACCGGUUCUACACCAUCGUCUACCCGCUGAGCUUCAAGGUGUCCAGAGAGAAAGCCAAGAAGAUGAUCGCUGCAUCCUGGAUCUUCGAGGCAACCUUUGUGACCCCUGUGUUGUUCUUCUACGGCUCCAGCUGGGACAACCACUGCAACUAUUUCCUUCCCUCCUCUUGGGAAGGAACCGCCUAUACUGUCAUCCAUUUCUUGGUGAGCUUUGUGAUCCCGUGCAUCCUCAUAAUCUUAUUUUACCAGAAGGUCAUAAAAUACAUUUGGAGAAUCGGCACUGAUGGCCGGACAGUGAGGCGGACCAUGAACAUUGUCCCAAGGACAAAAGUGAAAACAAUCAAGAUGUUCCUCAUUUUAAAUUUGCUAUUUUUGCUCUCCUGGCUGCCUUUUCAUGUCGCUCAGCUGUGGCACCCCCAUGAACGAGACUAUAAGAAAAGUUCCCUUGUGUUUACUGCUAUCACGUGGAUAUCCUUUAGUUCCUCAGCCUCUAAACCUACUCUGUAUUCCAUUUAUAAUGCCAAUUUUAGGAGAGGCAUGAAAGAGACUUUCUGCAUGUCCUCGAUGAAGUGUUACCGAAGCAAUGCCUAUACUAUCACAACCAGUUCAAGGAUGGCCAAAAAAAACUAUGUCGGCAUCUCAGAAAUCCCUCCAUCGGCCAAAACUAUAACCAAAGACUCAAUCUAUGAUUCGUUUGACAGGGAAGCCAAGGAAAAAAAGCUUGCUUGGCCCAUUAAUUCAAAUCCGCCAAAUACUUUUGUCUGA
Rangifer tarandus platyrhynchus (Svalbard reindeer) is the source of this 1248-nucleotide messenger RNA. NCBI's taxonomy places the organism in Eukaryota, Metazoa, Chordata, Mammalia, Artiodactyla, Cervidae. The record is from the annotation of a GenBank genome assembly.